Molecule: messenger RNA, 1204 nt
Organism: Syzygium oleosum
Lineage: Eukaryota; Viridiplantae; Streptophyta; Magnoliopsida; Myrtales; Myrtaceae
Product: chalcone synthase 2-like
Exons: 3
Coding region: 1-1182 (393 amino acids)
Biological process (GO): polyketide biosynthetic process
Molecular function (GO): acyltransferase activity, transferring groups other than amino-acyl groups
Source: RefSeq, a predicted model, not a curated record
AUGACUGAAUUGGCAAAAGUGCAACAGUCCCGUGAGUGCAAAGUUCCAGCAGCAAUUCUGGCCGUUGGCACAGCCAACCCUUCGAACUGCAUCAAUCAGGAAGACUAUCCUGAAUUUUUGUUUCGCGUCACCAACACCCACCAUUUGACCAAUGUAAAGGAGAAGUUCGUCCGCAUUUGUGAGAAAUCUGCAAUAAAGAAGCGAUAUUUUCACUUGAACGAGGAAAUUCUCAAGCAAAACCCAGCUUUAUGCUCUUACGGUGCCGCAUCACUAGACCCACGUCAAGAUUUGACGAUCGAAAUGAUCCCGAAGCUCGGCAUGGAAGCCGCCACGAAGGCCAUUGAAGAAUGGGGCCAAUCGAAAUCGACGAUCACGCACCUAAUCUUCUGCUCCCUUUCCGGAGUGGACACGCCCGGCGCGGACCUACGACUCCUCAAGAUGCUCGGCCUCCGACCUUCGGUCAACCAGGUCAUGCUAUACAACCUAGGCUGCUAUGCCGGAGGAACCGUCCUCCGAAUUGCCAAGGACACUGCCGAGAACAACCCCGGGGCUCGGGUGCUCGCGGUUUGCGUCGAGUCGACCAUCGCCUCGUUUCGAGCUCCCUCUGAGGAUGAUCCAGUUUACUUAGUUAGUAAAGCGCUCUUUGGUGACGGGGCAGCAGCUAUGAUUAUCGGUACUGCUCUGCCGAAUGCGACCAUUGAACGGCCAAUCUUCCAAAUCAUCUCCUCCUCGCAGUCGGUGUUGCCGGACUCUGACAGGGCGAUUGAAGGCCAUCAUCGCAAGGUCGGUCUCACCAUGUGGAUAUCGGAGAAGGUGCCGGCAUAUAUUGCCACCGACCUGGAGGAGAUUUUGGUGGAAGCUUUCGGCUCGAUUAAUGUCACGGAUCAGAACAUCAUUUUCUGGGCCGUAGAUCCCGGAGGUAGGAGGAUUCUUGACUGCAUAGAAGCAAGAUUUGCAUUGGGGAAAGAGAAACUAAGAGCUUCGAGGCACGUGUUGGAAGAGUUUGGGAACAUGGUCAGCGCCUGUGUCUUCUUUAUUCUGGACGAGAUGAGGAGAAAGUCGAUCGAGGAACGGAAGGCCACGAUGGGGGAGGGGAUGGAGCUGGGGGUGCUAUUAGGGUUCGGCCCCGGCCUCACCGUCGAGACGGUCGUUUUACGGAGUGUGCCCAUCGUCACCGGGUGAAAUCGGGACAAGCACAGGCCUA